CCAAACCAUCUCCUCCCAUGGUGUCAGGCCCCAUGGCCAGGGCCUCUCCGGGUCAGACAGUGAACUUCACCUGCAAGUCCCACGGCUUCUCCCCCAGAAACAUCACCCUGAGAUGGUUCAGAAACGGGAAUGAACUGGCAGCCUCCCAGACCAGUGUGGACCCAGAGGGAAAGAGAACAUCCUACAGCAUCUCCAGCACAACCAGACUGGUGCUGGCCCUGGGGGAUGUCCGCUCCCAGGUCAUCUGCGAGGUGACCCACGUGACCCUGCAGGGGGGCCCUCCUCUUCGUGGGACUGCCAACCUGUCUGAGGUCCUCCGAGUUCCGCCCACCUUGGAGGUUUCCCAGCAGCCCCUGUCAGGGGACCAGGUGAAGGUAACUUGCCAAGUGAAGAAGUUCUACCCCCAGCACCUCCAGCUGACCUGGCUAGAGAAUGGCAACGUGUCCCGAACAGAAAAGGCCUCAAGGGCCUCGAACCUCCUAGAGAACAAGGAUGGGACCUUUAACUGGACGAGCUGGCUCCUGGUGAACUCAUCUGCCCACAGGGAAGACGUGGUGUUCACCUGCCUGGUGCAGCACGACGGGCAGCCCGCAGUCACCAGAAACCAUACCCUUGUGGCCUCUGCCCACCAGAAGGACCAGGAAACCCAUAAUACCCAGGAGUCAAGGCCAUCUACUCCAUUCUUGAUGGCUGUCACCCUGGGCCCGAAGCUAUUGCUGCUCAUCACUGUCUCUGCCAUGUAUGUCCACAGGAAGCGAGCACCCAAUUGUGUCCCAGGAGGAAAAUAG
This is a messenger RNA of Enhydra lutris kenyoni (northern sea otter), 788 nucleotides long. RefSeq names its product tyrosine-protein phosphatase non-receptor type substrate 1-like. The transcript is spliced from 4 exons. NCBI's taxonomy places the organism in Eukaryota, Metazoa, Chordata, Mammalia, Carnivora, Mustelidae. Gene Ontology annotation, biological process: positive regulation of T cell activation; positive regulation of phagocytosis. The record is from RefSeq and is a predicted model, not a curated record. The annotation marks the transcript as partial. Gene Ontology annotation, cellular component: plasma membrane.